Molecule: messenger RNA, 3270 nt
Organism: Rubroshorea leprosula
Lineage: Eukaryota; Viridiplantae; Streptophyta; Magnoliopsida; Malvales; Dipterocarpaceae
Source: the annotation of a GenBank genome assembly
GGUUUCUCUUGAGAUAGCGAACAAUGAGGAUUUCACUCUUUUCUUGGCUUUUUAUGAUACUCCUUACAAUCAUUUUCUUUGAGAUUAAUGGUGUUUUGGUUUCUGGUCAAUGUCAAAGCGACCAGGAGUUGCUGCUUCAAUUGAAGAGCAGGCUUAAGUUCAAUUCCUCUCUAUCUGUUAAGCUCGAGAAGUGGAAUCAAAGCCCAGAUUGCUGCAUGUGGAACGGUGUAAAAUGUGAUGCUGGAGGUCGUGUUAUCGAUCUUGAUUUGAGCGAGGAAUGGAUUAUUGAUGGAAUUGACAAUUCAAGCAGUCUCUUCAAUCUCCAGCAUCUCCAGAGUCUAAAUUUGGCAUAUAACAGCUUCUACUCCAGAUUUCCUACUGGUUUUGAUAAACUUGAAAACUUGAAGCAUCUUAAUCUCUCAAAUGCUGGCUUCAAAGGGCUAAUUCCACUUGAGAUUUCAAGAAUGAAAAGCUUGGUAACUCUUGAUUUAUCUAUAGAUUUCCUAAUGGUUGGAAGUUUAUUGAAACUUGAGAACCCAAAUCUAGUCAUGCUUGUUCGAAAUCUCAAGGAAAUAAAGCAUCUCUAUCUUGAUGGGGUAAAUAUGUCAGCACAGGGGAAGGAAUGGUGUCAGGCGUUGUCUUCUUCUUUGCCCAAUUUGCAAGUUUUGAGCAUGUCAAACUGUUAUCUUUCAGGUCCCUUAGAUGCUUCUCUUUCUAAGCUUCGGUCUCUGUCAGUGAUUCGUUUGGAUGCAAACAACUUUUCUUCUCCAUUUCCAGAUUUCUUAGCAGAACUAUCAAACUUGACCUCUCUACAUCUUGCUUCUACUAAUUUGCAAGGAAAAGUUGCAGAGAGAAUCUUCCAAGUACUUACACUAAAGACUCUUGACUUGUCAGGCAACCCACUUCUUGAAGGAUCUCUAAAAGAAUUUCUACCUGCUUCAUCUCUUGAGACCUUGCUGCUUAGCAAAACACAUUUUGGGGGGACUUUACCAGAAUCUAUUGGAAACCUGGGGAGGUUGUCAAGGAUAGAGCUUGCAAAUUGCCAUUUCAAUGGAUCAAUUCCAAAAGCAAUGGUAAAUCUCACACAGCUUGUCUCUUUAGAUUUUUCAACAAACAAUUUUUCUGGUCUAAUCCCAUCUUUUGCAUCAGCAAAAAAUCUUACCCAACUAAACCUUGGCCACAAUCAGUUAACUGGUUCAAUUCUCUCUACUGACUGGUCAAGCCUUUCCAAGCUUGUAAGUAUCGAUUUGCGCAACAACUCACUAAAUGGAACUAUCCCUGCAACUUUGUUUAGCAUUCCAUCGCUGCAAAGGAUAGCACUGUCACAAAAUCAUUUCACUGGUGGUUUGAAUGCCCCCCCAAAAUUAGCUUACUCUGUAUUGCAGUCUCUUGAGUUAAGUAGCAAUAGGUUGGCAGGACCUCUCCCAAAGUUUCUAUUUGGACUCCGAAGCCUCCGGAUUCUCAUCCUUUCUUCCAAUAAUUUCAAUGGUCAGUUAUACAUAAGUUCUUUUGUGAAUCUCAGGAAUCUUUCUACUCUCGAUCUAUCAUACAACAGAUUGUCCAUUGACACAAGAGGGACCAGUCUUGAUUCCUUUCCCCAUAUUGGCACAUUAAAAUUGGCUUCUUGCAAACUGAAAAGAUUCCCAGAUUUCUUUAAAGAAAAAUCCAAUUUAUGGUUUCUAGAUCUUUCAGACAACCAGAUUGAUGGGGACAUACCUAAUUGGAUUUGGAAUCUUUCUUCUCUUAAUUACUUAAAUCUUUCUCAAAACUUUCUGGUGAAUUUGCAAGAACCUUUGCAAGAUCUCGGUCCUAAUCUCACUGUUUUAGAUCUUCAUGGCAACAAACUACAAGGGCAACUACCAAAGCCCCCGGCAUAUGCCACAUAUGUGGAUUACUCAAGCAACAAUUUCAGCUCUAUUUUAUCAAUGGACAUUGGUUAUUAUCUUGAGUUCACUUACUUCUUCGCUCUUUCCAGCAAUAGCCUCCAUGGAAGUAUUCCUAAAUCAAUUUGCUCUGCUACAUAUCUUAGAGUCCUUGAUUUGUCAAAUAAUUCCCUGAAUGGCACUAUUCCCCGAUGCUUGACUAGUAUGGACUCUCUUGGAGUGGUGAAUCUUAGGGGAAAUAUCCUCAGUGGCAACAUCUCUGAUACAUUUUCAAGAAACUGUUCUACACAAACACUAGACCUUAAUGGAAACCACCUUGAAGGAAAGAUACCCAAAUCUUUGGCCAAUUGUGCAAUGCUAGAGGUUUUAGACCUCGGAAACAACCAGAUCAAUGAUACUUUUCCAUGCCAUUUGAAGAAUAUAUCUAGCUUGCAUGUCUUGGUUUUGAGGUCCAACAACUUUCAUGGGCUGAUUGGUUGUCCAGAUGGUCGUUCCUCUUGGCCAAUGCUUCAAAUUAUCGAUCUUGCUUCCAAUCAUUUUGAGGGAGAAUUACCCUAUCAGUGGUUAAGAACCUGGAAGGCAAUGAUGGUUGAUUCGAAUGAGCUCAAAGUCCUUAAUUUUGAAGUCUUGCCUCUCAAUGCAUUAUAUUAUCAAGAUGCAGUAACAAUUACCAACAAAGGUUUUGAGAGACGGCUGGUGAAGAUCUUUAGUCUCCUCACCUCUGUGGACUUUUCUUGCAACAAGUUUGAAGGGCAGAUACCCGAGAUUUUGGGGGAAUUCAAGGUACUUUAUGCCCUCAACUUAUCACAUAAUGGUUUCACAAGUCUAAUCCCUUCAUCUCUAGGGAACUUGCAACAUCUUGAGUCUUUAGACCUUCCUAGUAACAGCUUGAGUGGUGAAAUUCCUCAGCAGUUGGCAAACCUAAAUUUCCUUACCGUCCUUAACCUUUCACACAAUCAACUCGAAGGAAGAAUCCCUAAAGGAAAUCAGCUUCAAACAUUUUCAAAAGAUUCCUUUAAUGAUAACAAAGGAUUAUGUGGGGUGCCUCUAAAGGAAAAUUGCAAGAGUAAUGUAUCAUCAACUUCUGAAGGCAACAAUUCCAAUAAUGGAACCCAUAUUGAUUGGAAUCUCAUAAGUGUUGAAGUGGGAUUUGUUUUUGGCUUAGCAAUUGUCAUUUUACCACUUGUGUUUUGGAAGAGAUGGAGGAUAUGGUAUUGCAAACGUAUUGACACAAUUCUUUUCAGGCUUCUUCCUUAGUUAAAUCAAAGUAGCCAAAAUCAAGGACGAAGAGCACUCCAGACACACAGGAGGAACUAGCAAAGUAGUGGUGAAAAAGGGGCAUUGCAUCCUGCCACAGUUGUUCCAAAAAUAAGAGAUGCCUGCACCC